Messenger RNA from Diabrotica balteata, 2560 nucleotides. Lineage: Eukaryota; Metazoa; Arthropoda; Insecta; Coleoptera; Chrysomelidae. The record is from the annotation of a GenBank genome assembly.
CCAGCACCAACAUAAAAAAUCUAAACGUCACUUGCUAAUCAUAAAAUAUGCACAAAAUAUGUACAACAGAUAAGUAGUACUAACUUUUUCAGAAUGAAACAAAUUUAUUUGUAUAAUCUAUUAUGGCUGGAGAAAAAUCACAAAUUGAGAGAAUUAUUGAAGAAAUAAAUUCGACAAAUGCAAAGAAGGUAGCUCUUGUUCUUGUGAUUGGAUUUGCUUGUUAUCAUGGAAUAUUACACUUGAGAUUUGGUACCAACUCUUGUAAGUGGCUUUUAUCUGAUGGAAGGUAUAAAGCAGAUAAAGAAUGGCAGCCUUAUGGGUGUAUGCUACAUCUCUACACUAACAGUGACACUAAACGAUGCCUCCGUUACUUAGGAUAUAUUGGAUUACAAUCCCACUUUGUUUUCGUGGGCGAUACCAGAAUAGAGGAAUUAUAUAAGGCUUUUGUACACCAUUUAAAACAAGAGGAAAAUGUUAGCCAGAAACCAACUCUUGUAUAUACUAAUUUAACACACAUUGAUGACAGAUUAAAAAUAAAGGUGGACUUCAUAUGGUCACCAUAUGUUUCACGGCAAAUGGUCAGUCUUUUCAGGCAUUGGGAAAACUCUGAUCAUCCUCCAUCGGUUAUAGUGGCUGGAGGCGCGCUAUGGCCAAUAAUAUCAUCAAAUGCUUCAAAGGUAGCCGUAAAAGAAUAUUACAUGAAUCUUACCAGAUUAGUUCAACCCAUCGACAGAUUGUCUCGACGGAAAACCUGGACACUAUGGGCUUUGCAGGCACCUGUGAACGAGGAAAAAUUAAAACCUGAUGAGCAUAUGGUUACAAAUGCAUUAAUUGAUCAAUACAACGCUGCUGCAAUUGAGGUUUUAUCCCACUCUGCCGCGGAUCUUUGGUGGAGUGCCCGUUUGGUAGGCCAAGGGAUGCUUCAGGAAAGCCCGGAUGGAAUUCACCUUGCAGAAAAACCACAAAUACAUGAUACACAGAUUCUUCUUAACAUGUAUUGCAAUGAUUAUAUGGCUUUCAAUGAUGGUACCUGCUGCAGUUCAGUGGAGCCAAGGACAACGUUGCAGAUUGUCACUUUCGUCGUUAUGGCUAUUUGUGUAACAAUUGCAAUAGUGAUGAUACUUAGAAGACUGUUACUCCGAUAUUGCGGCAAACCGGUGUACGACUACCACAGAUUACCUGAUAAUGAUUCGCAGCCCCAACUACCACUAACCAGCAACAAUUAUUUAUUCCUGUUCAAAACCAUCUCGAAGAUGACUCUGAUCAUUGCGUACUUUUUUAUCUGCGAUCGCACAAAUUUUUUUAUGAAAGAAAAUAAAUACUAUUCCGAAUUUAGUUUUUGGCUGCCUAUUGGAUAUAUUACUGUUUUAGGUUUAUUUUUUAUGGAAGAGAGUAAAUUUAACAAGGUAUUGCACAGGGAUCAAUUGAAUGAAUGGAAAGGGUGGAUGCAGAUUGUCAUUUUAGUGUAUCACGUCACUGGAGCGUCUAAGGUUCUAUUGAUAAAUAUGCAUAUUAAAGUGUUAAUAUCCGCUUAUUUAUUUUUAUUAGGUUAUGAACAGUUUUGUUAUGUGUGGUAUAGAAACGAUGUAGGAAUUGUAAGUUUUUGUCGAAUGUUGUUUCAGCUCAAUUUUAUGACAGUUACAUUGUGUCUCAGUAUGAACCGUCCAUACCAAUUUUAUUAUUUUGGUCCUCUAUUAUCCUUCUGGUAUCUUAUGAUCUACUUCUUUGUUGCCUUUCCUCCUCACAUCACGGCGCAGAUCUCAGAGAAUAAUGUGAUGCAGUAUUUUUAUUUACUUAUUAAGUUUAUCACUUUUUGUAGUGUGGUUACAAUUCUUUUUAUGUCAGAAGUAUUUUUCGAAAAAAUUUUUGUUACCAGGCCAUGGAAGGCUUUGUUCGUUACCAUAGAUGAUGAUAUUCAUGAAUGGUGGUCUAGAUGGAAGCUGGAUCGUUACUCUGUAAUGUACGGAAUGAUUUUUGGGGUUAUUAUGGUUUUGUCUCAACGAUACAAUAUUUUUGACGACAACAACCAUUCUAAUUUAUUUUCUAGGGGUAUAGCACUGAGUUCAACCCUUCUGGCACUUGUAGGCAUAGGUUCUUACAUGAUGUUCACUUAUCUUUGUAGAAAUGAACUUGAAUGCAGUGAGAUCCAUUCGUAUAUUGUGUUUAUACCUAUAGUAAGUUUUAUUUUUCUCCGAAACAUAUCGGGUGUACUCAGAACACGAUAUUCAAGCUUGUUUGCUUGGUUUGGAGAAAUUUACCUCGAGCUAUUUGUUAGUCAGUACCAUAUCUGGUUAGCAGCUGACACUCACGGAGUCUUGGUACUCGUUCCAGGAUACCCGGUACUUAACUUGAUAAUAACUACUUAUAUUUUCGUGUGCGCCUCUCACGAAGUCCACAAUAUUACCAAAGCGCUACUCCCAUAUGCUGUUCCAAAUGAUUGGAAGCUGGCACUGAGAAAUUUAAUUUUAUUUCUUGCUGUUUUGGUGCCCAUCGGUAUUAAUGACGGUAUGUUUUAAGUAUAACUACUCUAUUAUUUGUGAUAAAUAUAAGUUAUUUAAGU